Fusarium poae is the source of this 1575-nucleotide messenger RNA. RefSeq lists its product as uncharacterized. The transcript has a single exon. NCBI's taxonomy places the organism in Eukaryota, Fungi, Ascomycota, Sordariomycetes, Hypocreales, Nectriaceae. Gene Ontology annotation, molecular function: DNA binding. Bases 1 to 1575 code for a protein of 524 amino acids. The record is from RefSeq and is a predicted model, not a curated record.
AUGACUGCGCCAACCCCUUUCAAGCGCACUGUGACGGGACUAGUUGAAACAUCUUCCUCUUCUACACGGGAUCAAAGUAACACACGGGGGCAUAGAAUGGCUGCUGGAAAUGGUCCUGAUGGAUGGACUCAGGCCUCGACGCCAGGCAGGCGAAAGGCACCCACGGCUGUUAUGGACGAUAUGUGGGAUGUACCGAGUUCGCCUGACGACCGUCCUGUCAAACCAAAGAUAAAAAUCAAGGUAAAGCGCUCAGUGGCUCAGUCAGAUUCCACAUCAGACUCUCAGCGCGCCAAAGAGUCAGGUAGAAUGGCAAAAACCCCCGACUCCAAAUCUGAGCGGCCAGGCGAUUCACCUUCAAGCAAGAGGAAGAGAAGGAAGGUUGACUAUCCAGAACCUUCCUUCCAAGGUUCUAAUGAUGUCGAUCUAAUAUCGAUGCCGUUUAAUCACGAUCAUGAGGGUGAAGAUCAUGGUCAAUCACCACCAACCCCCAGUAUGCUUCCACCAACGAUGCCAGUCAACGAAGACAUUUCUUUUUUUAUCGCCCCUAAUCCCUUGACUGAUACGCAGAGGAUGGAGUACGAAAGCAUGCAAUUACCGUCGAGUGACAGCCCGCCGCAGCUACCUUUUGUGCGGCAAUUCAAUAUCCAGAAUAUAGCUUCAAGCAGCGAAGCCACGAAUGUCAACACACCCAGGAGUAAUACAACUUAUCUCAUGAGUACUGCUCCUCCUCCUCCGGCUUCGCUGGAUCCGCCACGAACAACAAUUGGUCAAGCCACUGGCAACCGAUGGGAUUCAUCGCCUGACGUCAUAGCGGCUAUUGAUUCGCCUCCCCCCCAAAAGACAUCCAGGCUGCAAGAGCAAUCAACAAGAGAUGACGCACCUGAGCCCAUAGACAACGAAUUUGUGGAGUUGCACCAAGCUGAUCCUGAACAAACUGAACUGCCAAUCAUACGAGAAGCUACGACUGACAGCUACGAGUCUGAAAAAAUGGCCAAACCAACAAAGGCCAAGAAAUCAAGAGGAAGACCAAAGAAGAAAGCAGCAGCAGAACCAGAUAUAACUUUGGCAGAUUCACUACUAGCCCCACCAGAGGCCAUCGAGUCUGUAACAAAACCCAAAAAGAAGCGCGGCAGGCCACGGAAAUCCGAUGCUCAAGAGGAGAGUCUUGAACUUGACCAGUCAUUAUCAACCAACGAUGCUUCAUUAUCUGAGGAUGCUGUGCAACCAGAAAAGAGGGCCAAGAUAGAUAUCGAGGAGACUGAAACCAGAGAUGAACUCGCGGAAGAUGAUGAGGCCCAAGUUUCGCCCGAAAAUAAGGGCCCAGAGAGUCCUGCAUUGGAGAAACCCGAACCUAAUCUUUCCACGCGGUCCGUAUCCAGUAUUGACGAUGGAAUGGCGUCCAAAAAUUCAGAUACUCCUCGCACAGCAAAGCAGAAGGAAAACCCAACAAUCAGCAGCAGAAGCUCAACACCUUCAAAGGGAUUGUCGUCAAUCAUCAACAAGCCUGUUUACCGUGUUGGGUUGAGUAAAAAGUCGAGGAUUGCGCCUUUGUUGAAGUGUUUGCGUAAGGAGUGA